ACGACUCGUCUGCUAACCUUCAAAUUUAACUACUGUCAGAACUAUGGAAGUUGGAGAAAAAUAUUUAAAUGAGAAAAUGGAAGAGCCAGUAACUGAAGAGAAUUUGCAACAAUUAUGUGAUAAACUGUCUGACGCAGAGAUUGCUGUGAACAAUGAACUGGACCUGAUACUGUCAAGAUAUUGUCAUGUUGAGGCAAAGUUGCAAAACAUAAGUAAAGUUCUUCCAAAUCUUACCAUAAUACGUUCUGAAGCAAACAAGUUGGGGGAUAUGAUAUCUUUCACAAAUAAGCUGGCAGAAAACGUCAGCGCAAAAGUUAGGCGACUCGAUCUUGCACGAAGUAGAGUAUCCGAGUGUCAGAAUCGUGUACAUGAUAUUCUGGAUCUGCAAUUAUGUAGUCAAGGUGUUGAGGCUGCGUUACAAAAUGAAGACUAUGAGCAGGGUGCUGCUCAUGUACACCGUUAUUUGUCAAUGGAUAGACAACUCUUAGAAAGAACCGCCAAUGACGUGACUGGAGAUCACACAAGUAUUACUAGUUCAUUAGUCACCCUGCAGCAGGCUGCUCAGCAGCUGAGAACAGUUAUAACUCACAAAUUUGAUGAGGCGGUAAAAUCUGAAGACUUAGCAUCCGUCGAGAGAUUUUUCAAGAUAUUUCCAUUAUUGGGAAUGCAUACCGAAGGCCUAACAAAAUUUUGUCAUUACUUAUGCACUAAGCUUCAAGAAACUGCGCAGAAAAAUUUGAAAGUUGCACUAGAUGCCAAAAAUUCUGACAAACGAGCAACUGUCAUCUAUGCAGAUACAAUGACCCUGUUGUUUGAAGGAAUCGCCCGAGUGGUUGAGAUCCAUCAGCCAAUUAUAGAAACUUUCUAUGGUCUUGGUAAACUAUUGCCAACAGUUAUCAUUCUGCAAAAAGAAUGCGAUAGGCAGAUAAAGAAAAUUAUCACAGAAUUUAUGAAACAUAGAAAUGUUGCCAAGAAAGUCCAGACAAUAAAUGAACUACUUCGAAAACAGAGUACAGAUAAAAUUGAUCCCAAGGAAUUGGACUUGCUUCUUGGGGAGAUUACUAUAAUGCAUUCCCGUGCUGAAUUAUAUAUCAGGUUUUUAAGGAGGAGAAUCACGAAUGAUUUAGAAGUAGGGAUCGCCGACGAAGUGCAGCGAAAAGAUCAAGUCAAUGAAUUCGAAUCUUACAUUGGCAAAAGCGAGUUAGCUCGAAGCAUGCAAGAAUUAUUAGGCGCGUAUCUUGCACUAGAAAGAUAUUUCCUAGAAGAAAGUGUCUACAAAGCGGUUGGGAUGGACACGUUAGAUCAGGAUCAGCAAACUUCAAGCAUGCUCGAUGAUGUUUUUUUUAUAGUACGCAAAUGCAUAAGACGUGCGAUCUCAAGCUGGAGUGUGGACGGUGUCUGUGCAGUUGUAAAUAUGGCAUGUGGUAUCUUGGAAGGGGAAUUCGCAAGCCGACUAAGAGGUCGAUUACGGCAAGGUUAUCCCGCGGGAUACUUGGACUUAGCGCAAGCCUACAAUGCCCUUCAAACAAGCAUACAACACGGUCGUUUGCAGGCUUCGGAUACCGAGCUUGCACGACUUAUGUUUUUGGCGUAUUUGAAUAACACGGAUGUCAGUAUCGAGUACGUCGAAACUUUGUCUAAAAGUUUAGGCGAGGAAAUUGAGUCAGCAUUUCCGAACAUGCAAGUGAAGGAGAGAAGUAAACUUGAUAGCUGUUUAGCAGGGCUACGUGGAGUUACUUCUACAUUACGUGCAGUUGUCGAUUACGGCUUAGAGCAACUUCGUGCAAGUGCUGUCAAACCUAGAGUUACACCAUGGGUAGAUUUUUUCCUGUCAAUGAACCAUCAUAUAAAUGAGGACGAGUUGUUGGGAUAUGAAACCGAAGAACCAUUUGUACAAACAUUGGUGAUGAACCUCGAAGGCUUAUUGCAAGCCUUCAAAGGUGGGCUUACAACUUCUAAUUAUGAUGCACUCAUCGGAAUCCUCACUGCAGAAGUAACAGCACGUUUGGAGAAAGUCGUCCUCAAGUCCAGUUUCAAUAGGGCAGGAGGACUCGUACUAGAUAAAGAAAUAAGGGCUCUAGCCGGUUAUUUAGCUGCAGCAACAUCGUGGUCUGUAAGAGAUAAAUUUGCUAGGCUGACUCAAAUAGCCACCGUUCUUAGCGUAGAGAAAGUUGAGGAGCUAGCUGAUUAUUGUGGGGCUGAUGCUGUUGCGUGGCGAUUAACACCUGCAGAGGUCCGACGUAUUGCGUCUCUCAGGACUGAUCUGAGGCCUGAAGACAUAAAGAGAUUGAAACUGUAACACUUAUAAUUGUUACCCAAGAUUAUAUUUAUUUACAGAAAAUAAUUCAUAUUAUAUUUAUAAGUCACUCUAUAAUAAAAUAGAACGUAUUGAAAAUUA
Molecule: messenger RNA, 2398 nt
Organism: Athalia rosae (coleseed sawfly)
Lineage: Eukaryota; Metazoa; Arthropoda; Insecta; Hymenoptera; Athaliidae
Gene: Cog4
Product: conserved oligomeric Golgi complex subunit 4
Exons: 10
Coding region: 44-2299 (751 amino acids)
Source: RefSeq, a predicted model, not a curated record